AUGCCGUCCCUUCACGUCUCGUCCCUCCGUUUCGAGCACCAUCCAACCGGGCUCGGCGUCUCCUCCCCAACACCGCGCCUCUCGUGGCACGUAACAUCGGACUCUAUCCCCAAGAACUGGCAGCAGACGUCCUACCUCCUUGAGAUUACUCGUGGCUCCAAUCAACCCCAGACGUUCCAAGUAGACGGCAGCAGCACCACGCUCGUCCCUUGGCCCGACUCCCCGCUGGUAUCGGCGGAAACCGCCUCGGUCCGCGUCAAAUCCAACGGCUCAUCUGAUGAUGGGCAGUUAGACACAGAAUGGUCCAAUCCGGCCACAGUGGAGGCCGGCCUCUUCUCGCAGGGUGAAUGGACGGCGACACCCAUCACGGCGCCCCCACGCUCGGCCUCUCACGCCGACGAACGGGGAAUCCGGCCGGUCCGGUUCCGCAGGACGUUCGACGCCCCCGAAACGGCCGGAAAAGGCCGUGUCAGACUCUACAUCACGGCGCUCGGCAUAUACGAAGCUUACCUGAACGGCAACCGUAUCGGUGACGAGUGCCUCGCCCCGGGGUGGACGGCGUACCAGCACCGCAUCCAGUACCAGGUGUUCGACGUGGCAUCCCUGCUGAAGCCAGGCCAGACGAACGUCUUAUCAGUGGAGGUGAGCGAGGGAUGGUAUGCCGGCCGUGUUCUUUGGGGAGAGGGCCUCACUUGCUUCUACGGAGACCGCAUCGGCGUCCUGGCGCAGCUCGAUAUACUGAGUGACGACACCACAUCAGUUCCGGCUUUUCGACUCACCACAGACGGUUCCUGGGAGUGUCAUGCCUCGCCCAUCGUCGCCAGCGGCAUCUACGACGGCGAGACAUACGACCUCGGACUCGAAGUCACGGACUGGCACCACGACAACACGACCCGGUGGUCCGCCGUCGAGACCCUUCCGUUCCCCAAGUCCUCCCUCGUCGCAUCCUCCUGCCCGCCAGUACGCAUCACAGAGACGGUCAAGCCAGUCCAGAUAUCUACCGAUGCCGCGGGCAAGACGCUCGUCGACUUUGGCCAGAACCUCGUCGGGAAGCUCGUCGUCCACUCCCUCCAGAAGCCAGACGGCCACCGCCUGACGAUCCGGCAUGCCGAGGUCCUCGAAAACGGCGUCCUCGGCGUCCGACCGCUCCGCGCGGCCAAGGCCACAGACACCGUCAUCUUCGGCGGCGGCGGACUCCGUCUGCGAGACUGGUCCCCCCAUUUCACGUACCACGGCUUCCGCUACGUCGAGCUCGACGGCUGGGCGGCGGACGAGGUGACGCGGGACUCCCUCUCGGCCGUCGUCAUGCACACCGACAUGGCGCGGACGGGCUUCUUCUCGUGCUCCGACGACGCCGUCAACGCGCUGCACCGCAACGUCGUCUGGAGCAUGCGCGGCAACUUCGUCUCCAUCCCGACCGACUGCCCCCAGCGCGACGAGCGCCUCGGCUGGACCGGCGACAUCCAGGUCUUCAGCCCGACGGCCUCGUUCCUGUACGACUGCGCCGGCAUGCUGGGCAACUGGAUGCGGGACGUGGUGCUCGACCAGCGGGACGCCGGCGGCGUCGUCCCGCUCGUCGUGCCCAACGUCAUGAGGGACGGGCCGUGGCCCUCCGUGCCGCAGGCCGUCUGGGAUGACGUCGUCGUCCUCGUGCCCUGGACCCUGUACAAGUGGUUCGGCGACGCCGGUGUCCUCCGGGAGACGUACCCCGGCAUGCGAGACUACCUCCGGUCCGUCCAGCGGAGCGAGGACGGCCUCUGGGACCCGGACCUGUGGCAGCUCGGCGACUGGCUCGACCCCAACGCGCCGCCGGCCGAGCCGGGCCUCGCCAGAACGGACGGCACUCUCGUGGCGGACGCGUACCUCGUCUACGUCACGGACGUCGUCUCCCGGAUCGCUGGCGUCCUCGGCCUCGCCGCCGACGCCGAGGACCUUGCGGCCGAGCACGUACGCCUCAAGCAGCUCUUCCGGGAUAAGUACAUGACGAAGGCAGGGUUCGUCGUCGCCGACUCCCAGACGGCGCUCGCGCUGGCGCUGCUCUUCGACCUGCACGAGACCCCGGCCCAGCGGACCGCGGCGGCGGCGCGGCUCGCGCGGCUGGUGCGGUACGCCAAGUUCCGGGUGUCGACGGGCUUCGCGGGCACGCCCGUGGUGCUGCACGCGCUCUCGGAGACGGGCCACGCGCAGGUGGCGUACCGCAUGCUGCUCGAGACCGGAUGCCCGUCGUGGCUGUACCCCGUCGUCCGGAUGGGGGCGACGACGGUGUGGGAGCGGUGGGACAGCAUGAUGGAGGACGGCACGGUGAACCCGGGGGAGAUGACGAGCUUCAACCACUACGCGCUCGGCAGCGUCGCGAACUGGAUGCACGCGGGGAUCGCGGGGUUGGCGCCGCUGGAGGCCGGGUGGAAGAAGUUCCGGGUGCGGCCGCGGCCGGGAGGGGGGCUGAAGCACGCCGAGGCCGAGUUCCGGAGCCCGAACGGGACGGUGAAGAGCCGAUGGGAGGUGAGGGCGGGGGAUCGGUUCGUGGUGGAGGUGACGGUGCCGUUGAACGCCGCCGCCGUCGUUUCCAUGCCGGACGAGAGCGAGGAGACGGUUGGAUCGGGGACUUAUACGUUUGAGGGCGGUCUUGGGUCUGAGGUGAAGGAGUGGCCGCCCGAGGCUUUGUUGACUCAGUUUGGGUUGUAA
Colletotrichum destructivum is the source of this 2685-nucleotide messenger RNA. Its product is annotated as Putative alpha-L-rhamnosidase, concanavalin-like domain, six-hairpin glycosidase superfamily. The record is from RefSeq and is a predicted model, not a curated record. Gene Ontology annotation, biological process: carbohydrate metabolic process. The transcript has a single exon. The coding region runs from base 1 to 2685 and encodes 894 amino acids. Lineage: Eukaryota; Fungi; Ascomycota; Sordariomycetes; Glomerellales; Glomerellaceae.